Molecule: messenger RNA, 3452 nt
Organism: Hemibagrus wyckioides
Lineage: Eukaryota; Metazoa; Chordata; Actinopteri; Siluriformes; Bagridae
Gene: sema4e
Product: semaphorin 4e
Exons: 15
Coding region: 519-2750 (743 amino acids)
Biological process (GO): negative regulation of axon extension involved in axon guidance; negative chemotaxis; semaphorin-plexin signaling pathway
Molecular function (GO): semaphorin receptor binding; chemorepellent activity
Source: RefSeq, a predicted model, not a curated record
UGACGUGUGUGUGUGUGUGUGUGUGUAGCCUGUUGUGGCGUGUCCUUUCUCCUCAGCUCCACAGAAAGUGGAAUCUAACUGUAGCUCUUUCACACCUCACAGCAGGACUCUAGCAGUUUGACUUCCAAACCAACAAUGCAGCCUACUUCAUGAACUGAACUCACACUGACUUGGAGGGGAGACAACAGUUUAUCCACACUGUCUUGUAGUACCGGGGCCCCUCCUUCAAACGCUUUGCUUGUUUUGCUUAAGGGACAGGAGGAGCAUGUGUCAUAUCAAGCUGCAGAUCUGCAAAGAGACUCAGAGUGGUUUACAAAGGAUGGCUUCACAUGGUUCCUGGUUCUUUGAAGAGACAGCCUACAUGAAUAAAACCAAGCUAUAUAUCUCACUAUGAAACGGUGUUGACUGGAAAAGAGCAGUAACGUGGUGAGGCUCAGGUUGCGAAGAAUUCCAGUAUUUUACUGUGUGACUGUUUGAGAGACCUUGCACCGUAGCAAAGACUUGAAGAGCUUAAGGACAUGCUGUUCCUCUUCAUCCUGUCUUUUUGGGGUCCAGCUGUAUUGACUUCGGGCCAGGUUUGGCCUUUGUACGGCACACCACGGAAAACAGUUAAUCUGAGUAACAGAGGACAUGUCUUUCAAGAGGAAGGAGUGUGGAAUUACUCCACCAUGCUCCUGAGGGAAGACAUGGGUGUGCUCAUCCUGGGAGCUCGAGAGACCAUCUUUGCUCUGGACCUCAUGAACAUCACCCACAAGAAGGCAAUGGUAAAGUGGGCGGUGACUUCAGAUAUGCAGAGUACUUGUUCCAUCAAAGGGAAAACACUGACUGAGUGUCAGAACUACAUCCGGAUCCUUCAUAAAAUGCCGAACGGUUCGAUGUUGGUUUGUGGCACCAAUGCUUUCAAUCCAACCUGUGAUCUUAUGUCUUAUACAGACGGCAACCUGACUCUCGAAAGUAAACAACAAGAUGGGAAAGGAAAGUGUCCAUUUGAUCCUUUCCAGAGAUACGCCUCUGAACUUGUCGACGGAGAGCUGUACUCUGCUACAUCUAUAAAUUUCCUGGGCUCAGAACCGGUUGUGAUGCGAAGCUUAAAUGAGAAUGUACGCACUGAAUUCACGACUUCCUGGCUCAGUGAGCCUAAUUUCAUCGCCAUGAAGCACAUGCCUGAGGGACAUGACAAUCCAGACGGUGAUGAUGACAAGAUAUACCUUUUCUUUAGUGAAACAGCUGUGGAAUAUGAUGCCUACAAUAAGCUGGAUGUGUCAAGGGUGGCCCGUGUCUGUAAGGGGGAUGUGGGAGGACAGCGGACGUUGCAGAAGAAGUGGACAUCGUUCCUAAAGACUCGCCUGGACUGUCCUGUCCCUCAAACCAGACUGCCUCUUCUCAUACAGGAUGUGUUCCUCUUCUGCCCAGACACCUGGAAAACCUGUAUGUUCUACGGUGUCUUCACUCCUCAGACGAACAUGCCAGAGUACUCAGCAGUGUGUGCCUACAAGAUACAGGACAUCAGGGAAGUGUUCUCUGAAGGCAAAUUCAAAACGCUGUACAGAGACUCUUCAAUUACAAAAUGGGUGACAUUCAACGGAGAUGUGCCUGACCCCCGUCCAGGAGCUUGUAUAAACAAAGAUGCAAGGCAGAAAGGGUAUAACAGAUCAUUGGACCUGCCCGAUAAAACCCUUCAGUUUAUCCGAGAGAGGCCACUGAUGGACCAGGCAGUGAAGCAGUCUUCUCAGCAACCCCUAGUGGUGAAGAAAGGAGCUGCGUUUACACGUAUAGUGGUGGCCAAUACCAUUGGCCUGAAUGGGAGCAGCCAUCAGGUCAUGUUUAUUGGCACAGCAAGCGGUUCAGUGCUGAAAGCAGUCAACUAUGAUGGACAGAUGGUGAUAAUAGAGGAGGUGCAGCUCUUUAAGCAGUCUGAGCCAGUGAAGAUAUUGCAGCUCUCCAUCACACUGGGUCAGCUGUAUGUAGGCUCAGAGGUGGCGACGGUGCAGAUGCCGCUUAGUACGUGUGAGCAUUACAAUUCCUGUGUGGACUGUGUGCUGGCCAGAGACCCGUACUGCGGCUGGAAUCUCAUCUCUGACAGCUGCAUUGCUAUAAAUAACAUUCCCCAAGAUACACACAGUGAGGUGGUUCAGAAUCUGACACAUGGAAAUGUUGGACGUUGUCCCGCAGUCGAGAACAUUAUGACCAAUAAAACCUUCUACCCUGGUAAUGUGGUCAGGCUGCAGUGCCUGCCAGGAUCGAACCUGGCCCAAGUGCAAUGGAGUGUAAACAAUCACAUAACUGCAAAAUCCAACAAGUACCAGAUUUAUAACAACAGCCUGUUCAUCCUCAAUGCCGCGAACAGCGAUGCCGGAUUAUACACCUGCACCUCUAUAGAGUCCUCCAAUGUCAUUCAAAAUGUUACGUACAACUUGAGGCUGGAGAACAUCAUGGAUCAAAAUUCGGUCCUGCCACAGGUGCAGGAACAGCAGAACACUCUCUUGGCCCUCACGGCUCUGGUCAUUAUACUUACGCUGAUAUUAUUAGCUCUUGUUGUUUGGAACUUCUACAAAGGACAUUUUGCUGUCCCGCGAUGCUUCGGAAAAGCUGAGGAAAGACCACAGAGUGUGUCAGGCUGUCAGGAGCCACUGCAAAUAGGUGCCAAAAAUACAGCUGGACCAAUGGAGUUCAACAGAAAUAACAAUCACAACAGAUUAAGUGGACUCCCUGAUACUGCAAACCAGCAUAAUGGAGACAAAGUGUUCUAGUGAAGUUUAUUUAUUUACUUUAUUCUGCAGACCCUCAUGGACGAUAUAGUACAGUUUCAUAGCUCAAACCACACACUCUGAACUUUUUGGAGAUUUAAAACAGACGGUAAGACUGUAGACCUUUUACAGUUUUAUUAUUUAGUAUUAUGAUUUGACUACAGUACCACCUGAAAGUGUGAAACCUGAGGUUUUAAGCACAGUACAUUUUGUUGGCGAUUUAAAAUAAAUAAAUAAGACUGUCCAGUCACCAAUUCUUCAUCUGUGAAGAUGUAUUAAAGUUUGUAUGUGGACUACUGAAGAAGAUUAUACAACAGGAUUUGACCAUAAUCCAUAUUUCCUUUAAAAAAAACCUGUGUUCUGGAUGAGAACAGCAACAACACCAGUUUGUAUACAUGAUUUAUUUCCAUCACUCAAACUAAUGUUAUAUGAUGACUACAGUGGAGCCUGUGCGUGCCUUUCCAGAUACAGCUUCUUUUAAAAUCUCUGCCAGAAUGUAUGUUUUAGCACAUCUAGACCGCUACACUGUGCUUUUAAUGUGUGUGCUGUUCAAAAACCUGGACCUGACGAAGCCUCCAGAUUCAGCACGGUGUUGCCAAGGCAGAAACUCACUGAAACUUGCAGGACUUGUACAACUCCUUCGUAUUUUUGUUGUUUGUUUUUUUUUUUAAUACAAUUUUUUUAUUCUAACAUUUUGUGACGCAU